AUGAAGGUUGAUAUUAUGAAAGCCUAUGAUAAUGUUAGGUGGGAGUUUGUGAUUGAUACCCUAAGAGCUAUGGGGUUUCCUCCUAUUUUUAUGAAGUGGAUUUUUGCCUGUAUGACCAGCCCCUCUUUCUCUAUUUGCAUUAAUGGUAGCCUUCAUGGCUAUUUUAAGGCUGAUAGAGGUCUUAGACAAGGGGAUCCAAGGUCCCCUUACCUUUUUGUCCUUGUUAUGGAAGUUCUAUCUAGGAUUUUGCAAGAAAAAUCUACUCUUCCUAACUUUAAGUUUCAUUGGAGGUGCGAAAAGGCUAAAAUUGUUAACCUUUGUUUUGCUGAUGACCUUAUGAUCUCUUGUAAAGGGGAUGUUUAUUCUGUAAAUACUAUUAAAGAGGGGUUAGAGGAGCUCAAGGUGUUGUCUGGUUUAUCUCCCAGCCCUAGUAAGAGUCACAUAUUUUUCUCGAGCUGUGAGAAAAAGCUGAGGGAUGAGAUUACUGAGUUAUCCAAUUCCCUGAGGGUUUUCUCCCUGUUAGAUAUCUUGGGGGCUAUCAAAUCCAAACUCAAUGUAUCAUGGCCUAAUCUCCCUUGGGGUGUUCUGGUGAAUCAUACUGCUAAAUCUGUGAAAGGUAAGGUUGCUUUCACUUGGGCUCAGUCAUUGCCAAGAUAUAGAGUCAUGGCCAUAUCACAUCAGCUUAAGGAACAUGCUAGUGAUGCUUGGAAAAUGGCAAAGGGAAGUCAAAGAGCUGGUACUACUUGUAAGGGAAUUACUGUUUGUGGGUUGAGUGUCGAGAGAAAUAUUGAAAUGCUCUUGGGGAAAAGUUUUGAGGCUGCUAAAUUGGAACACAUGUUGGAUGACGUUAUGGAUGCCAGGCUGCAAAGUUGCGCCAACUCUUGUGAUGUCUCUCAAAGAAGGAAAUUUGUGUCUUUAAAUUCUGCAGUUCUAGCUCCCUAUUUAUUCGUAGAUAUGGAUGUUGAAUAG
Messenger RNA from Camellia sinensis, 969 nucleotides. The record is from RefSeq and is a predicted model, not a curated record. NCBI's taxonomy places the organism in Eukaryota, Viridiplantae, Streptophyta, Magnoliopsida, Ericales, Theaceae.